UGGUGCAAAAUCAUGCCGCUUGGAGGAGCACGAAUCACCAGGCACACGGAAGCGCCUAGGUGUCAAGAAAAGGCGUUGGCGGUGGCAGCAGAAGCAAAGGGGGGCAGAGAAUAAACUAGAAAUGUCCUCUGUAGCAUAUAUUCUCCGAGGCUGCCGCGCUUCUCCCUCUUCCUCUCUGCUCCUGUCUUGCACCACAACCAACACCUCUCGCUCCUUCUCCGCUCUCUCCUUCUCUCCAUCCCCCUUUUCUUUCCCUUCAUCUUCGGAGAAGCUCCACAAGGUCCAUCCCUUUCUGAGAAUGGAGGUACUUCGUUUCUUGUUACCCAAACGUUUCAUCCGUCAUUUCUGGACUGGAAGUUCAAUUGCUAAAACAAAAAUCAAAGGAUUGGUGGAGCAUUUGAAGGAGUAUGGUGUAAUCAAGUCAAAGAACGUGGCAGAAGUAAUGGAAACUAUUGAUAGGGGAUUAUUUGUGCCUGAGGGCAAUCCAGCUUAUGUUGAUAGUCCUAUGCCUAUAGGUUAUAAUGCGACUAUAUCUGCGCCACAUAUGCAUGCAUCCUGUUUAGAACUUUUGGAGGAGCAUCUCCAGCCAGGCAUGCGUGCUUUAGAUGUUGGUUCAGGUACUGGUUACUUGACUGCAUGUUUUGCCAUGAUGGUUGGUCCACAAGGCCGUGCAAUUGGUAUUGAACACAUUCCAGAAUUGGUUGCUUUUUCCAUUGACAAUAUCAAUAAAAGUGCUGCUGCACCAUUGCUCAAGGGUGGUUCCCUCUCUGUGCAUGCUGCUGAUGGAAGGCUUGGGUGGCCUGAAUUAGCACCUUAUGAUGCCAUUCAUGUCGGAGCAGCAGCAUCUGAAAUUCCUCCAGCAUUGCUAGAGCAGCUGAAGCCUGGAGGUCGGAUGGUGAUUCCUGUUGGAAACAUUUUCCAGGACCUGAAGGUGGUUGAUAAGAAUCUGGAUGGCUCUAUAAACAUCAGGAAUGAAGCAUCCGUGCGUUAUGUUCCUCUGACAAGUCGGGCAGCUCAGUUGCGGGAAUAAAUACAUGAAAGCCCUUUCAUCAAGCUUAAGGCUAAACUCCAGUUGAAACGAUCUUGUACAUAUCAAAAGCCAUGGUGAGUGUCAGUUUUGUAAAUUUCAUAGCUGUGAGACUGAUUUGCAGGUUGCCUCCAGCUUAUGAGGAUGUGAUGCUGGACAACUUUUGGUUUACUUGAAUGAUAUGCUUGUGUAGCCUCUAAAGUAAAAUGGAAGCUUUAAUUUGUUUGUUAUGCAGCUCAUUUUCACUGGUAGCAUAAUUAGAAUGUGAAUUUGCAUUGAUGUAGCUAUUUGAGCUAGUCUGCAUUUAAGCAUGUAAGUUUCAUUGUAGAAAUUGUUUCUUGUACAGAAGAGUGCUCAGUUUUGGUA
This is a messenger RNA of Dioscorea cayenensis subsp. rotundata (Guinea yam), 1393 nucleotides long. Its product is annotated as protein-L-isoaspartate O-methyltransferase-like. The record is from RefSeq and is a predicted model, not a curated record. Lineage: Eukaryota; Viridiplantae; Streptophyta; Magnoliopsida; Dioscoreales; Dioscoreaceae. Gene Ontology annotation, cellular component: cytoplasm. Gene Ontology annotation, molecular function: protein-L-isoaspartate (D-aspartate) O-methyltransferase activity. Gene Ontology annotation, biological process: protein modification process. The transcript is spliced from 4 exons. Bases 122 to 1030 code for a protein of 302 amino acids.